AUGCGGCUGUUUCCCGGUGCCCCCGACUUGGACGAGCUGGAAGCCAGCCGGAAGCCAGCGGAGCUCAAGACAGACGAGGAGGUGGACGCCAAGAGACUCAAGCGACGGGCCAAGAAACGUAAGGCCAACGCCAAGAAGCUGCAGCGGAAACGAGAGCUGAAGCUACAGGAAAAUGAAAGUAAAGAGGAUGAUAGUAGAACGGACGAAGUCAAGUCGACGAAGCCAGCGAGCGAGGGCUCGAUGAAGGGGGAAAACGGGUCAUCGAAGAAGCGCAAGCAGCAAGCGAGCGACGCUUCCUCCUCCUCGUCGUCGUCUGACGAGGGCGAGGGCGAUGACGAGGGGAGCGCGAAGCCUGUCGCACAGGCCAUCAGCAAGCCGAAGUCUUUCUACGACCCUUUCGCGAAGAAGCGGAUCGUCGUAGAAGACAAGGAAACGAACGGGGCCGGAAGCAGCAGCAAGCCGCCGAAGCCAGCGAGCGAGGGCUCGAUGAAGGGGGAAAACGGGUCAUCGAAGAAGCGCAAGCAGCAAGCGAGCGACGCUUCCUCCUCCUCCUCGUCGUCUGACGAGGGCGAGGGAGAUGACGAGGGGAGCGCGAAGCCUGUCACACAGGCUAUCAGCAAGCCGAAGUCUUUCUACGACCCUUUCGCGAAGAAGCGGAUCGUCGUAGAAGACAAGGAAGCGCCGAAAGCAGUCAGCGACGACACACCAGCGAAGCCCGCGAGCGAGGGCUCGGCCAAGCAGUCAGUCAAGCAGUCGAAGAAGCGCAAGCAGCAAGCGAGCGACGCUUCCUCCUCCUCGUCGUCGUCUGACGAGGGCGAGGGCGAUGACGAGGGGAGCGCGAAGCCUGUCGCACAGGCUAUCAGCAAGCCGAAGUCUUUCUACGACCCUUUCGCGAAGAAGCGGAUCGUCGUAGCUGAAGAAGUCGCGGCCAAGGGGAAAGACGGGUCGUCAAAGAAGCAACGAUUGAAUGGGAAGGAUGAUGCACAGAGCGAGGUGUGUAAGGACAAGAAAGAAGCUUCUGAACCCAGCAGAGAUCUACCAGCUAAAGAGAAGGAAGGGUUUGUUAAGCACAUUCUCUUUCUCGGUCAGCUCCCCUUCGAUGUCACUGCUGAUGACAUCAAGCAGCACUUCGCAAGUUGCGCGCCACAUGAUCAGAUGAGCAUCAGAGUCCUAACAGACAGGGUCACGGGAAAGCCUCGAGGCAUUGCGUUCCUUGAAUUCAAGGACUCAACAGCAGCAGAAGCAGCGUUGUCGCUUGAUCACUCCAUCAUGCGCGGAAGGCGCAUCCGAGUGGAAAGAACCGCAAAAGGGUCCAGCAAGGACCCCAAGAGGAAGAGCGUCAUUUCGGAUUUGAAGCAAGAACAAGAUUUGGAACAUAGAAAGGCCGUGGAAAAGAUCUUGAGUUCAAAUCUUAACCAGAACAAGGGGAAAGGUAGCGUUAGUAAUCAUGACAUUGAUGAGGGGGUUAGAAACUUCCUUAUCUCUUUGUCAAUCAACAUGGUGAAUUCGGCUGUCAGCGAGAUGGCAAGUCUGGACCUUACAGGCGUCAACAACAGAUCAGCCUACAUCAUGGGCUUCUUAAAAAGCAGGGUCAAUCAGUGA
Molecule: messenger RNA, 1602 nt
Organism: Guillardia theta CCMP2712
Lineage: Eukaryota; Cryptophyceae; Pyrenomonadales; Geminigeraceae
Exons: 11
Coding region: 1-1602 (533 amino acids)
Molecular function (GO): RNA binding
Source: RefSeq, a predicted model, not a curated record